GGCGAUGGUGGGGGAAGAAGUGGACGUGCCACUAUAAAACCAGCCGCUGCACGGAGACACGAUUCAGUUCCAGAGAUAUUUCAGAAGAGGCGCGUCGCUGUCGAUCGGCUCUUCGUUUUAAAAUUGUAUUCUUUUCUCUCGGGAGAUAUAUUCUUGGCACAGGGACUCUUUGUCUUUGUGCUCGCCUUUCGGUUUAUCAAAAACUUUGAAAAUUCCGCUCAAAGCAAGGAAAGUUUAUUCUCUGGGGGCAGAAUUCUCCUGACAGCCCUCCACUUGAAUACCUUCACGAGCGUUCGUUGGGAAUUAUUUUGGAAGAACUCGUUGCACCAUGUUCUCCAUCAUGACGUAUCGCGCUGCUCAGCAGCCUGUCCCCUGGACAGACAAUGUCGCUGCUAGACCCAUCGGAACAACUCCGACCGGAACAAGUGUACGAGGGAAAAUUAGCCAAUCAGUUCAGAGACUACUCGGUCGACCCCAACGACCCCAUUAAGGAACGCGUCAGGAGAACAUAUCACAACAUGCAUACUAAUCAGACCGUCGAGUUUGUUCGCUCGCGCAUGGCCGACUGGCUGCAAUUCAACAAAUUAAAAAUGACCAUCAAGGAUGCCCUAAUCAAACUGAACGACCUCGUUGACGAGAGUGACCCCGAUUCCGACCUGCCGAAUAUUGUUCACGCUUUCCAAACUGCAGAGCGCAUCCGCGAGGAACAUCCUGACGAAGACUGGUUCCAUAUUACUGGAUUGAUUCACGAUCUGGGCAAGGUAAUGGCUUUCUACGGAGAACCACAGUGGGCCGUAGUUGGUGACACGUUCCCAGUUGGCUGUGCUUGGGGCGACAGCAUCGUCUACAGGGAAACCAGCUUCGACGACAAUCCUGACGGCAAAGACAAUCGUUACAACACUAAGUAUGGUAUCUACAAGCCUGGCUGUGGCUUGGACAAUGUCGUUAUGUCCUGGGGACAUGACGAAUACCUUUACCGUUUCCUCGUUCACAAUAAAUGUAAAUUACCUGACAAAGCUCUGGCUAUGAUUCGCUUCCAUUCGUUCUAUCCCUGGCACGCAGGUGGCGACUACAUGCAUUUGUGCAAUAACAAGGACUUCGAUAUGUUGAAAUGGGUUUUGGAGUUCAAUAAAUACGAUCUAUACACGAAGAGCACAAGAGUACCAGAUAUCGAGAAACUCUGGCCGUACUACCAGAAACUUAUCGACAAGUAUAUUCCUGGUGUUCUUGAAUGGUGAAUAUUAGACGACACCCUAUGCUUCGAUGAAAAUGCAACUACUAACGAUCAUCGAUUCGAACAAUUCCAUAUACGGGUUAUUCAAGAGCAUUGCAUCUGCGGAAGUUAGCCUUCCCAUUUUAUUCGUAUGAUGGAACCACUUCCGAGUUGUGGAGUACUCUUGAAUAUUACGAUAUUUAUCACAAAACUGUUAUCAUUUACUCUAUGUAUACCGUGAGUGUAUACAAUACAGACAACUGUUUUAUUACAAUAGAAAAUAAAUGAUUUGUUAAAAAACUAA
Messenger RNA from Cephus cinctus (wheat stem sawfly), 1517 nucleotides. It is a transcript of the gene Miox, whose product is annotated as inositol oxygenase. Gene Ontology annotation, molecular function: iron ion binding; inositol oxygenase activity. The transcript has 6 exons. The coding region runs from base 384 to 1238 and encodes 284 amino acids. Gene Ontology annotation, biological process: inositol catabolic process. Lineage: Eukaryota; Metazoa; Arthropoda; Insecta; Hymenoptera; Cephidae. Gene Ontology annotation, cellular component: cytoplasm. The record is from RefSeq and is a predicted model, not a curated record.